UUCAAGAUUACAAUGGUGAGCUGAUCUGACUUGGAUGUAAAAGCAUCUUAUGUAUAACUGAUCUCUUUGUUUGACUUAUCAGAUUUUAGUGAGAACGGCUGCAUUACCCUAUGGACACGUGGUCAGAAUAAUGUCACCUGUUCCUGUGACCAUCUCACAUACUUUGCUGUGCUCAUGGUUCCUGCUUCCCCAUCACCUAAAGACCAGGAGAUUUUAACAUACAUCACUCUGAUUGGCUGCAGUCUGUCUCUUUUUACCCUGGUCAUCACUGUUUUGCUCUUCAUCACAAAUAGAAAGGUCAGAGAAGAUGUUUCUAUGAAGGUCCACAUCAACCUCGUGAUUGCCCUGAUCCUCCUCAACCUGCACUUCCUGCUAAGUUCCAGGGUGGCAGCAGUGUCCUCCACUGGGGUCUGUUUAUACAUGGCUCUUGCCCUUCACUACUCUCUAUUGGCCACUUUCUUCUGGAUGGCCUUGGAGGGAUUCCACCUCUACCUUCUCUUAGUCAAAGUCUUCAACAUCUACAUCAAGAGAUAUCUGCUCAAAAUCAGCGUGGUGGGAUGGGGUGAGUGGAAUAAUUUAAGCAUGAAGCUGUUAUUAUCAUAAUUUGAAUAAGUGUUCAGUUCUUGUGUUUCAGGUGUUCCAGUAGUCAUUGUGUCAGUGGUGGUGAUCAUAAACAGAGGCUUUUAUGGUCUUGUCUCUCUGGACACAUCUAACCCCAACAAAAGGGCAAUGUAAUUCAUAUUUACUCAUAAAUGUUGGUAUAUGCAAUCAUACUUUCUCUAAAUGUACAUGGUCACACUGAAAAUUAUCAUAAACAUAAUGGGCACCAAACUCAAUUUCACCAAGCAUCUAAUUAGACAAAGCUGAGAUACUGAGUAGUUUCUGGUAUAUUUAACCACAUGUAUCUAGAAAUCUGCAAUCACAUCUCUAUGGAGUACAGAAUGUACUUUUAAAUUUCACAGUCUGAGAGACUGAAACAUGUAUUAUGUGCAUUCCCUUUCUUUUAGAUGCUAUAUAACCAAUAACACUGUAAAUAUGGGGACUACAGUGGGACUAUUCAGCUUGGUGUUCCUCUUUAACAUGUUCAUGUUUGGAGCAACAAUCAGAUGUGUUUGGGUUCUACGCAAAAGCACAGAGGUACGGGCAGUUUUGUAUUGCUAUUAAAAUUGAAGUUUUCUCUGUCAAUAUGUCCUGUGAAAGCUCAAAUAACUAGUAUAACUAAAUAAUUAAAUUAGUCUCAUCAGCUGGG
This is a messenger RNA of Haplochromis burtoni (Burton's mouthbrooder), 1249 nucleotides long. Its product is annotated as adhesion G-protein coupled receptor G5-like. Bases 175 to 603 code for a protein of 142 amino acids. Lineage: Eukaryota; Metazoa; Chordata; Actinopteri; Cichliformes; Cichlidae. The record is from RefSeq and is a predicted model, not a curated record. Gene Ontology annotation, molecular function: G protein-coupled receptor activity. Gene Ontology annotation, biological process: adenylate cyclase-activating G protein-coupled receptor signaling pathway; cell surface receptor signaling pathway. Gene Ontology annotation, cellular component: membrane. The transcript has 3 exons.